AUGGCCUACGAGCGCUACGUUGCCAUCUGCAAGCCCCUGCACUACGGGACCCUCCUGGGCAGUAGAGCUUGUGCCCAGAUGGCAGCAGCUGCCUGGGGCAGUGGCUUUCUCAAUGCUCUGCUGCACACGGCCAGCACAUUUUCCCUGCCCCUCUGCCAAGGCAAUGCUGUGGACCAGUUCUUCUGUGAAAUCCCCCACAUCCUCAAGCUCUCCUGCUCAGAUGCCUACCUCAGGGAAGUUGGGCUUACUGCAAUCAGCUUCCGUUUAGGUAUUGGUUGUUUUGUUUUCAUUGUGUUAUCCUAUGUGCAGAUCUUCAGGGUGGUUCUGAGGAUGCCCUCUGAGCAGGGCCGGCACAAAGCCUUUUCUAUGUGCUUCCUUCACUUGACUGUGGAUUCCCUGUUUGUCAGCACUGCCAUGUUUUCCUACCUGAAGCCCCCCUCCAUUUCUUCCCCAUCCAGGGACCUGGUGGUGGCAUUUCUGUACUCAGUGGUGCCUCCAGCAGUGAACCCCCUCAUCUACAGCAUGAGGAACAUGGAGCUCAACCAUGCACUGAAGAAUCUAUUUCAAUUGUCUUCUAGCAGCAAUUACCUGAUGCUCUGCUGCUGA
Cygnus olor (mute swan) is the source of this 606-nucleotide messenger RNA. RefSeq names its product olfactory receptor 14C36-like. The record is from RefSeq and is a predicted model, not a curated record. Gene Ontology annotation, biological process: G protein-coupled receptor signaling pathway. Gene Ontology annotation, molecular function: olfactory receptor activity. Gene Ontology annotation, cellular component: membrane. The transcript has a single exon. The coding region runs from base 1 to 606 and encodes 201 amino acids. Lineage: Eukaryota; Metazoa; Chordata; Aves; Anseriformes; Anatidae.